AAAAAGAUCUAUCUCAUUUUAUUUACACAUUGACAUACUCCAAUAGACGGAAGCAAUAUUUUCUCUCCCUCCAUCGUUUCAUCCCUGCGUUGGUCACUCUAUACCCUUCACAGCCCCACCCACACUGUUCAUCCUUCGAAUUCGCUGCUACGAUGCCAACUUCUCCCUCAGAUAAUCGCCACAAAAGGCGGAAAGCAAGGGGGCCGAAGAUUACGAAAAGGCACCGUGGUAUUGACGAUGAAGAAGAAGAUGAAGAAGAAGAUAACGAUGUUGCAAUUGAGGCAGAUGAAGAUGAGGACCUUCAUCCAAACCCUAAGAAUGUUCAAAACCCUAGAAUUGAACCAGAAGUGAUUUCCAGCAGUUCUGUUAAAAUCUCGGACUUCCCUGCCGCUGUAAAGUAUAAUGUGAACCGGCCUCAUUCCUCGGUCUUGGCAAUUGUUGCUGCUGAGAGAUAUAGAGAUCAUAAGGCGCAGCCUCUUGCUGUUUUGGAGAAUAUAUCGUAUGGGCAGUUACAGGUGUUGUCUGCUGUGCCAGCUGAUAGUUCUGCUUUUGGUAGUUCAAGUUUAGGGGACCAGGAUAGUCCUGUUGUGAUUACACCCCCACCUAUUAUGGAGGGCCGGGGCUUGGUAAAGAAGUUCUGGAACAGGCCCCACCUUCUUCCGUUUCACGCAGAGUGGUUUCAACCUACAACGGUGCACAGGUUAGAAAGGCAAGUGGUGCCACAUUUUUUUUCUGGCAAGGCUGCUGAACUUACUCCCGAGAAGUAUUUGGACUAUCGUAAUUCAAUUGUUGCUAAAUAUAUGGAAAGCCCGGAGAAGAGGUUAUUAAUUGGUGAUUGCCAAGAAUUGAUUGUUGGUGUUGAUAAAGAAGAUCUCAGUCGAAUCUUUCGUUUCCUAGAUCAUUGGGGCAUCAUUAACUACUGUGCUCCUCUGCCUCCUCAUGAUUCUUGGAGCGUUGAGUCAUAUCUAAAAGAGGAUCCCAAUGGUGAAGUUCAUGUACCAGCAGCUAUGUUGAAGUCCAUUGAUAGUCUUAUAAAGUUUGACCUUCCAAAAGCUAGGUUGAAGUCUUGUGAUGUGUCCUCAUCUUUGAUACCAAACUUCGAUGAUCAUGCUGACUUGGACAGUAGAAUACGAGAAAUGUUGUCAGAAAGCCACUGUAAUUUUUGUUCCCAACCCCUGUUGGUUGCGUAUUAUCAGUCGGUUAAGGAGGCUGAUACAUUGCUGUGUUCAGAUUGUUACCAUGAAGGGAGGCUUGUUAUUGGUCAUUCAAGCAUAGAUUUUACCAAGGUAGACCCGACAAAAGAGAGUGGUGAUCAACAAGAUGGGGAAAGUUGGACUGAUCAGGAAACCCUCUUACUACUGGAGGCUCUUGAAAUCUAUAAUGAUAAUUGGAAUGAAAUAGCUGAGCAUGUUGGAACUAAGUCCAAAGCGCAAUGCAUUCUCCACUUUCUUCGUUUGCCUGUGGAGGACAGCUUACUAGGAAAAGUGGAAGUUCCAAGCUCCUGCAGUAAAACUAAUGGGAUACUAAAGGACAAAAUCAGCAGAUCUCAUCUGAAUGAAAAUGGUGUAUCAUCAGGGCAUCAAGAUCAUGAUUCUGAUUCAGAAAUUAGGUUUCCGUUUGUGGAUUCUGCAAAUCCUGUCAUGGCUUUGGUUGCAUUUUUGACUUCUGCUGUGGGUCCUAGAGUAGCUGCUGCGUGUGCACAUGCUGCUUUGGAAGCUCUCUCAGAGGAUGAUGGUUUAUCGAAUGGUAAUAGGAUGGACUUAGAUGAUGGGCCUGUGGAAGUGAGAAACGGCAAUCAGUCAAUAGACAAUGUAAAUUCCGAAACCUCUUCAUUACCUGCUGAGAAAAUCAAAUUUGCUGCGAAAGCUGGUCUUGCUGCUGCAGCAAUGAAGGCAAAACUGUUCGCAGACCACGAAGAGCGAGAGAUACAAAGGCUUUCUGCUAAUAUAAUAAAUCAUCAGCUAAAGAGGUUGGAAUUGAAGCUGAAGCAGUUUGCUGAAGUGGAGACCUUAUUAAUGAAGGAAUGUGAACAAGUGGAGAAAACAAGGCAGAGGCUGGCUGGAGAGAGGGCUCGGGCAUUAGCAACUAGAUAUGGACCUAGUGGAACUGGAGCUGGAGCUGGAGCUGCCCCAAUGGGUUUACCUGGUGUUGCUCCUCAAGCUAACAAUAACGUAAGCAUCAGCAGACCACCGAUUGUGUCACCAUCUGCUUCACAGCAUAAUGUUUCUGGUUAUUCCAAUAGCCAAGUCAAUCAUCCACAGAUGUCAUUCUUACAACGUCAGCAAAUGUUCUCUUUUGGGCCUCGAUUACCACUUUCAGCCAUACAACCCUCGUCCCCAGGGUUGCCUGCAAAUGUCAUGUUUGGUGCUCAAGGAAGCGAUCAAUCUUCUCCGAGUCAUCCACUAUUGAGACCUGUACCAGGGACAAGCUCAGGCAUGGGCUGAAGGUUAUGACGAGAGAUUGAGUCUAUUUGAUUUGCUGAUCUGUUGAAGAAUUUAAACGGGUCACAUCGUGGAUGGGUAUUCAUUUGGUUCUUUUUCCUACAACAGAGCUUUGGGUUAGAUGGAAAUGAGCAAUCGGUUCAAACGGUAAUCGUGUUUGUUCUUAUUCGUAUUGUUAUCUUUUAGCUUGUUUUUCUUUUCCUCAAUAGUCAAGAAUCUAGAGUUAGGCGAAUGUUUUAAUGUGCUAAUUUGCUGUAUAGUUCCUCAUGGUUUAAACAAUCAAUUAGAUGAAGGGAGUGCUAUUCUGACUUUACAUUCUAACUAUUCUAAGCUAGGUAUUUUUGUAAUCUAUCUAUUAUUUUGAGUCAAGAUUGAUGACAAUAUUAAUGAGUAUUCUCGUUUUUCCUGUAA
This is a messenger RNA of Amaranthus tricolor (Joseph's coat), 2852 nucleotides long. RefSeq names its product SWI/SNF complex subunit SWI3C. The record is from RefSeq and is a predicted model, not a curated record. NCBI's taxonomy places the organism in Eukaryota, Viridiplantae, Streptophyta, Magnoliopsida, Caryophyllales, Amaranthaceae. The coding region runs from base 153 to 2444 and encodes 763 amino acids. Gene Ontology annotation, molecular function: protein binding. The transcript is spliced from 9 exons.